Suncus etruscus (white-toothed pygmy shrew) is the source of this 2660-nucleotide messenger RNA. RefSeq names its product lipin 3 (gene LPIN3). Gene Ontology annotation, molecular function: phosphatidate phosphatase activity; transcription coactivator activity. Gene Ontology annotation, cellular component: nucleus. The transcript is spliced from 19 exons. Gene Ontology annotation, biological process: triglyceride biosynthetic process; cellular response to insulin stimulus; fatty acid catabolic process. Bases 10 to 2523 code for a protein of 837 amino acids. Lineage: Eukaryota; Metazoa; Chordata; Mammalia; Eulipotyphla; Soricidae. The record is from RefSeq and is a predicted model, not a curated record.
GCUCCAGCCAUGAACUAUGUGGGGCAGCUGGCGGAGACAGUGUUCGGGACGGUGAAAGAGCUGUAUCGGGGCCUGAACCCGGCCACACUGAGUGGUGGCAUUGAUGUGGUGGUGGUGAAGCAGGAGGAUGGCUCCUUCCGGUGCUCCCCCUUCCACGUGCGCUUCGGCAAGCUGGGCGUGCUUCGGUCUCGGGAGAAGGUGGUGGACAUCGAGAUCAAUGGGGAGCCAGUGGAUUUGCACAUGAAGCUGGGGGACAGUGGGGAGGCCUUCUUCGUUCAGGAGCUGGAGGACGAAGAGGAACACGUGCCCCCCCGCCUGUGCACUUCACCUAUUCCUUGGGGGGGCCUGUCCGGCUUCCCCUCAGACUCCCAGGUGGGCACAGCCAGCGAGCCUGAGGCCAUCAUGGGGGGCACGGCCUCCACGGGGCGGAAGAAGAGGCGUCGCAGGAGGAAACCUCGCCGGAAGGAGGAGGCCAUAGCCACAGACUCGAGUUCAGAGGAGCUGGAGGCAGGCACUGAGACUGAGCUUUCCCCACUAGAAAAGCCAGUGACUACAGGCAUCCAGUUGGAAGGGGAGCUCUCAUCGCAGCCCAAAGACAUCUGCUACUCCGAUGGCGAGUGGCCUCUGCAGGCCAGCCUCUCUCCUAAUCUGACGUCUCCGAAGAGUGACUCUGAGCUGGAGCUGAGGACCCCUGAGCCUAUCCCUCUGCGAGCUGAGUCCCACAUGCAGUGGGCCUGGGGGAGACUCCCUAAGGUGGCCAAAGCUGAGCGCACAGAGUCGUCGACCAUCCCUGAGAGCCUAGAUGGAAACGUCCCAUCCCAAGGAGAGCCCAGCAUACCCCCAACUCCUGCAGUUGGUCUCUCCCCUGCAGUUCCCCCAGUCCUACAAAUAGUGGCUGGCACUGAGCUUCUGCCUCCCAUGGAAGUGCCUUCUUCGGUGGCUUCUCCUCCCCUAACCAAAGCUCAUAGUGCUGGGGACAUGAGCACCACUCUUGCCUCAAAGUCCUGGAGCUGGUCAUCUCUGGAGAUCCCUGUUCCCCCCCGGCAGCCGGAGGAGGUCGCCAGCAAGAAAGGCUUGCCGAGGAGGAGCCAGCACCUGGGCCCCAGCGACAUCUACCUGGAUGACUUGCCCUCCCUGGAUUCAGAAAAUGCUGCCCUCUACUUUCCCCAGAGUGACAGUGGGCUGGGGCCCAGGAGGUGGAGUGAGCCUGGCAGCCAGCAGCUCCUGAGAAUCCCCAAUCCUGAGCAGGAGCCGGAACACACUCAGGGCACAGUAGAUGUUGUUGCCCUGUCCCUAUGUGGGGGGCUGGCUGAUAGCCGGGACAUCCCCCCAGCAAAGUUUCAACAGCAUGCUGUGACCUACCAUGACCUCACCCAGAACCCUGGUCUCCUGGAUGACCCAAACCUGGUGGUGAAAGUGAAUGAGAAGCACUAUAACUGGGCCGUGGCUGCUCCCAUGAUCCUCUCCCUGCAGGCCUUCCAGAAGAACCUACCCAAGAGCACUGUGGACAAGCUGGAGAAGGAGAAGAUGCCUCGAAAGGGGGGACGCUGGUGGUUUUCCUGGCGCCGCAGGGACUUCUCAGCAGAGGAGCGCAGUGCCCAGAGGGAGAAAACCAAAGCCAGGGAGCAGCAGGGGGAGAAAGCAGAUGUCCUGAGCAGUGAGGAUGAUGCCCUGGACAGCCCUGUGGUCCUCGAGGUCCCAUCCCUGCCACCCUCACCCCCAAUCUACACGCCGACCUGCAAGAAGUCACUCCGCCUCUCCUCUGAGCAGAUUAGUCGACUGAACCUGCAAGAAGGAGCCAAUGAUGUAGUCUUCAGCGUGACCACCCAGUACCAGGGCACGUGCCGCUGCACCGCCACCAUCUAUUUGUGGAAAUGGGAUGACAAGGUGGUCAUCUCCGACAUUGACGGCACCAUCACCAAGUCGGACGCCCUGGGCCACAUCCUGCCCCAGCUGGGAAAAGACUGGACACACCAGGGAAUCACCAGCUUGUACCACAAAAUCCACCUAAAUGGGUACAAGUUCCUGUACUGCUCAGCACGGGCCAUUGGCAUGGCUGAACUCACCAAGGGGUACCUGCGGUGGGUGAGCGAGCAGGGCUGUGGCCUUCCCAGAGGCCCCAUCCUGCUGUCUCCCAGCAGCCUCUUCUCUGCCCUUCAUAGGGAAGUGAUUGAGAAAAAACCAGAAGUGUUCAAGAUCGCCUGCCUGAGUGACAUCCGGCAGCUCUUCGGACCCCGACAGCCCUUCCACGCCGCAUUUGGGAACAGGCCCAAUGAUGUCACAGCCUACCGGCAGGUGGGAGUCCCCACAUCCCGAAUCUUCACCGUCAACCCUCGGGGCGAGCUCAUCCAGGAACUCAUCAAGAACCACAAGUCCACGUACCAGCGGCUCAGUGAGGUAGUGGAGCUUCUCUUCCCCCCAGUAGUCCGUGGCCCCAGCAUGGAUCUGGCGGACCCUGAGUACAGCGACUUCUGCUACUGGCAACAGCCUCAUAUCACGGUGGACUUUGACACCCUGUCCUGAACCUGUCCUCUUGGCCCAGAACCAUUUGCAUGUCCCAGGGCCUAGGGAGCCUAUGUGCCCCAGGAUCCAGUCCUCAAAGGAAGGGCUGUGGGUAUGGGCUUGCCUACACACCCAACAUCUUCCUCUUUCCCAUCUUG